This is a messenger RNA of Marasmius oreades (fairy-ring Marasmius), 810 nucleotides long. RefSeq lists its product as uncharacterized. The record is from RefSeq and is a predicted model, not a curated record. The transcript has a single exon. NCBI's taxonomy places the organism in Eukaryota, Fungi, Basidiomycota, Agaricomycetes, Agaricales, Marasmiaceae. The coding region runs from base 1 to 810 and encodes 269 amino acids.
AUGAGAUUCAGUCCCGUAUUCUCUGUCGUUUUAUCCUGGUUGCUUCUGGCUGGCGGAGCCAGCUCGGUCGUUAUACCACCAAAGAUAAUGGAGGUGCCGAUGGAUCGCAAAGAGGAGUCUGGGCUGUAUCAGUCGGCGUCUGACUCUUUGGAUGCCAGGGGCUCAGAGAUUGUGGAAUCCAAACCGAGACUGCUUUUACCACUUGGAAUCACUAUACCCACCGAUCUCCGUGUAGUUCGAGGUCGCUCGACCCGUCGCCAAAAAUUUCGAGGUGGUCGCCGUCGCGAUGAUUCGGAUUCGGAUUCGGAUUCGGACUCAGACUCGGACUCGGACUCGGACUCAGACGACGACGACAAAAAGAAACAUACUAGUGGAGUUAAGACGGGGUCCGGGGGAAAGCAGACAAGUUCAAUGUCCCGAGGAUCCAGUGCCGCUACUCUGAAUAACCCGCAAGCUACUCAUAGCACCCAGACCUCGGGAACAGCCUCUCUCACUCACAAGGGUGGUACCACCAGCCGGGGUGUUACUCCUACAACCCCACUUGCCACAUCACAGACCAGCGCCGGUUCUGGCACAUCACUUACUUUCACAUCACCAAGUCCGGCGGAAGGUGCCUCACGGUCUGGAGAUAGCAAGAAACCCCAAAAGAUCGGUUUGGGGGUUGUGUUCGGUGUUUUUGGAGGUUUUGGGCUAGUUGCUGGGGCAGUUACGGGGUAUAGAUGGUAUUUGAGGAGGAAGGGAGAACGAGGAGGGUACUGGGAAGUGCAGCCAAUGACUCGAGAGAGGGUGAAGAUGUUUUCUGAAUCAUAA